AUGGAUGAAUUGAAUGAGAGUCUGGGGCGAAACGCGAAGGAGCGUAUGACCGACGUCACUCUCGACUAUUUCCGACGCGAGCUCAAGAAACCAGACAUUGGACUAGGGUCCACGGUUUUUCCAGAACCCAACGAAAGCGAUAAGGAUGUAUUCAAUGCGCAGAUUUUGUUUAAUAAAUUGGCUGUCAAAGUUUUUCUUUCCCAUAAUUGGAAGUCGUUUGCAACAAUUUCUCCGGAUAUAAUACCACCCGAUUUUAUUGAAGUCAUCGCCGACGCCCAUAUCAUGCACACAAUCAAGUACCCGAUAUACAAAGACCAAUCGGAAAGGGUUCACCUUGUCGAAACGACACAGGAAUUUAUCGAUUUCACAUGGCAACUCAUUGUGAAAGUGUGUUUGCCUCGGUUUGAAACUAGUGUACAUGUGUCUCCCGAUGAUCUCUCCUCUGCCAGCGUAAGAAAAUGGCUUUCAUCGGCACCCUUUCUGCAACAAUUGGCUGCACCAGGAACCAACGAUAUUGAGUAUUUCUUGGAUCCGGGCAGUCGCACAAAUCAAGAGUUGUUCGAGGUAGGGAAAAAUCUAGAGGCUCGGUACCCACGCAUGUCGAUCAAAAUGCACACUGGUAAGCCAGAGGUAAGAGAGUUUGACGACGGUAGACGUGAUUUAGCUAUGCUCGCCACACUUGGCAAGGAUGUUUCGUGGGCGACGACAUGGGAUAUAGUAUCCAGCAUACUGAAGGCUAACGGUAUUUUCAUAUACGCGGAGAUAUACCAUGAUUCGUCCACCCCGUUUCGGUUUCAGUACGCAUUGAUGGACGGCGUGGAAUUGGAAUAUACCCCGGAAGUCAUCGAGAAGAUAAAUGAAUUUAUGAGUGCGGUUCUUGAAGACGUGAGAUCAAACAAAAACCUGGACUCAUUGGUUGGGCUAGUGCGUUCGCAUAUUCUUGAGCGUUUUCCCAUGGACAUUGCCUUAGAGGGUUCUGUCAAAGGUGAUGCUACCUUUAGCACUACCGCAGUGAUUUACACUGUAAAAGACUACACCUCAAGAGUAGAAAUCGACAACAUAGAAUUUAUUCUUGGGCGGGAGUCGGGAAAUAAAGUUGCCAUGGUACUCAGCCCGGAUUUGCUCAUUGAAAAAGCCAGUAGAGGACACCUCCAUUUUGUCGGUGAUGACUCGAUUGAUGUCUCGUACCUGGGUGAUGCACCGGCCUCUGUUGUGGAGACGCAUGAAAACGUGCAGCGAGAAACGGAAGACCUUGCGAAACUCGGCAAAGUUGUCGAUUUCAAGGAAUCACCCGAAUCGGUUAUUCAGAAGAAUGGCGUCGAUUUGUGUCACGUUGUAUUCGGGAACUCUGAUAAUUUAUUCCACCGUAAAAAUGUCACAAUAGCGGUUUUUGAAUCCCUAGCCACGACGAAGGGUAGUGGUUUGUUCGGUCGAAUAAGCGAUCUGUUCGCCGACCUGAUCAAUCACAGGGAACGCCUCGCCAGCGAGAAGGGUCAGAGCGCGCUGGACACUUUGUUGAAACAAUUGGAUACACUCCAUGGCAUACGACGGGAAUACACUGUAUGUUCCAGUGAAGAAGGCACUUGUCUGGCAACAGACACCAUCCAUACCACUACUCUACUCGCAAACACAGCUCUCGCACAUCUACACGAUCUGGCGACACCCAAACUAGCAUCUUCAAUCGAUGAAGUUGCAGGGGACAACGUAGAUGGGUGGAAAGCGUUCGAACAGGCUCGAGAUUCGAACGAUAGAAAUCGGAAUAAAAUGGCGAGGGCUGCUGUCACGUGUGCUGCAUUGAUAGUGGAGAACGGAACCUAUCCUGACAUUUUUCUUGCUUAUCAUGCGAGAAAGGCGCAGCAUGGUAGCUCCGAUCGGUUUCCUCUUGGGAUUGGGAGCUUUAUUUGGAAGUUCUUUAUGGAUGUUGGUGACUCGAUUAAAAGCUUCGCGGAUCGGAAAAGUUACUUUGAGAACUUUUCAAGGGUAAUUUUAAAGGAUCACGUUGAAGACGUGCAUGGUAUGCGAGUCGCAGACACCAUAAGGUUCGCCCACGAUGUCUCGCUUUGUAUGGAAGUUCAAGGUGGGAGAAGCAUCAUGGGCGCUGUACGGGGAGAGCGUUUCUUUUACAGACACGAGCAUGUUGUUAGUUGGCACCUCCUCAUGUACGCUGUGAUCUGUCUGAUCUGUAGAAUUAUAUUCAACUUCAUACCAGGACAUUACAACGGUACACAGAAAAAAUCCGUGGCGAACAUGUUACAUCUCCUUGUGGGUAUUUCGGGACUCACUAUGGUUCUGCCGUUGGAAGCCGUCCACUUGGUCGUAUGGGUUGAUGUCACAUAUGCUACAGAAUCCUUCUAUGGGGCUCUAUUAGCAACUACUUCUGAAUUUCCCAAAAAGGUCGCGAGUUGGAUCAUGCGCCCAUUUAGUGGAAAAGAGAGCAAUGAAUAUGUGCCAUUGCCGGAUGACAUACGAUCCGCGAGAAAUGCUGCACGUACCACGGGGCACCCUGUCGAAAAUAAUUGGAAAAGUCGACCUGCGAGAAGAAGAAAUCCUAUUUCUAGAUUGGGUUCAACUUAG
Molecule: messenger RNA, 2574 nt
Organism: Ectocarpus sp. CCAP 1310/34
Lineage: Eukaryota; Phaeophyceae; Ectocarpales; Ectocarpaceae
Source: the annotation of a GenBank genome assembly